AUGCAGUUGCGGUGGCAUGCGCUGGAAGGAGACCAUCAUGACGACGACGAUAUGCUCUUUCCAGACCAGGACAGCUUCCACUUCUACGAGGACACCCUCCCGUCUGGCGCGUUCUACAAAUGUCAUCGUUCCGCUUCGCGGCCAGCACGUCAAGUCCUUGCGAUCCCUGAGCUGUUCCGCGUCAUCACUACGUUUCAGCGCGGACUCGACAUCGAGUUGGCGCCGAUUUGCCGAUCCUGGCGAAAACAGCUCGAGUAUUGCCAAGCGCCAUACUUAUUGCAAGUGCUUCAUUUGAAUACCGUCGAGAACCAGCGGUUGCUUCAACGACUGUUGCAUGUUCGCCCCGAUAUGUUCACAUGCGACGUGAUGGAUCUGGUUGCGCGCUCUGGCCACUUGGACAUGCUCCAGUACCUCCACGAGCACGGCGCGACCUGCUCGACGGACGCCAUGGACUGGGCCGCGGAGCAGGGACAUUUAGACGUCGUUCGAUUUCUCCACUUUAACCGCACGGAAGGAUGCACACGCGCUGCCAUGGACGACGCCGCGAAGCACGGGCACCUCCAUGUAGUGCAGUUCCUUCACGACCAUCGCUCCGAAGGCGCGACAUUCUACGCGAUGGACAGCGCCGCGAUCAACAACCACCUGCAUGUCGUCGAGUUCCUGCACAAGAAUCGAGCAGAGGGAUGUUCGAAGUACGGCAUGGAUCGCGUGGCGCUCGAAGGACACAUAGACAUGCUUAAGUUUCUGCAUGUGCAUCGCCGCGAAGGGUGCACCGCGAAGGCACUGGAUUGGGCGGCACAGCAAGGACAUCUCGCCAUUGUGAAGUUUCUCCACAGCAUGCGGACCGAAGGCGCGACGCCCGAUGCGUUGACGUGGGCGGCCGAGAAUGGACAUUUCGAAGUUGUGCAGUUUUUAGCCACCCACCGACGCGAAGGGCAUCGGGUCCAUGCGAUUCAAAAUGCCGUAACGAACGGACACGCCGCCAUCGCGCGGUAUCUGCGAAAGAGUCGGCAGAAACAAUGCCAGUGUCACGUACAUGUGCCAGUGAAGUCGCGGCGGCGGCAUCUGCUCGGCCUCCUGUCUUCCGACCCGAGCACACCAUCGCGUUCCAGCAUCGUCGUCUACUUCCACGGCUUUCCCGACCUGUCCGUGCACCCAGAUACGUCGGUAACUCCGGCGUUUGCCAGCCGCUUCCCGAGAAAGCUGAACGAGCUCCUGCCUCUUUCGUUUGACCUGCUCUGUGUCAACUUUUCAGGGCUCCCAGGCUCCGAUCAUGAUGUACCCUACCGAAGCAAACUACUAAGCCAUGAGGUGGACGAUGCCGAUGCUAUCAUUGCGUUCUGCGAGCACGAGUUACGGAUGCGGCAUGUUCACAUAGUUGGCCUCUCCACGGGGGCGAUCCUGGCGUCGCUUGUGCGGAAUCAUGUCGUGCACACUUCACUCCGGUCCAUUUCUGUAGUCGCAGGCAUCGCAGACACGACGGAAGGCGUGCACUUGGAUUUCUCCAUCGAUCAACAAGCCCAAGCUCAAACCGACGGCUUCUGCCUCACUCCGUUCUACUGGCCACCCAAUUGGCCACUCCCUCCUGACGCUGUCGACGUGGACAGUUCUACGGGAAAGCUUUGGCGCCCGCUAGAUCAUGGAUACCUUGCGGACAUGGUGGCAUUGGAUAUUGGGGUGAGCGUUGGCCUAGGAAAAGUCCCAUUCCUUGUCAUCCACGGCGAUCACGACAAGAGCAUCCCGUGGCAGCAGGGAGAGGCUUUGUUCUCCGCUGCCGCCCACCCCAAGGAAUGGCUCUUGAUCAAGGGGGCGAACCACCUCUUGACGAAUGCGAAGCAUGUGAAGAAAGCUGUGGCCGAGAUACAAGCGCACAUGCUCGCGUCGGAAGCGGCGGCGGCAUAACUCCAUUUGAUAGAAUGGUCAACGUAGUCACGUUAGCAUGAAUUGCUGUGAUAGAUUGUUGUGUACUUUGCUGCCUGUGGAUCGACUCAUCAAGUCAAUCGAAAAACAUUAAGUUUCCGA
Molecule: messenger RNA, 2022 nt
Organism: Aphanomyces astaci
Lineage: Eukaryota; Oomycota; Saprolegniomycetes; Saprolegniales; Verrucalvaceae
Exons: 2
Coding region: 1-1902 (633 amino acids)
Molecular function (GO): protein binding
Source: RefSeq, a predicted model, not a curated record